AUGAAAUUUCGGAUUCAACGACUUCAUCGGAUCGGAAUCCUAGCUCUUAGCCUCAGUGUCUCACUCAUACUGAUCAACUACGUAUGGGAUAAUAGAAACUCUUCAUUUCAUCAGCAGGCCGCUCGAUUCUCGAACGACUCUCUGAGCGAAUCCGUUGCUAUCGAAAACCAAGUCACGAAUACAACACUUGGAUUUGAAAGUAUUAUUGCCAUUAAUCUCGCAGCACGGACAGAUCGUCGAGAUCUUCUGACCUUGAUGAGCUCAUACCAGGGUGUCCACCUCAAUUGGCAGAACGCUGUCCGAGGCACCGAAAUGGACGAGAAAGCGUGGCCAUCGCAUUGGAACACCAGUGGCACGCAAAGCACUUCUGGAGAACUAGGCUUGUGGCGAUCGCACGUCAACGCCUUACGACAUGUCGUAGAGACAGGCUACAGCACCGCUCUGAUUAUAGAGGAUGACGUGGAUUGGGAUGUGUCUUUCAAAAGUCAACUUGUGGACUACGCGCGUCACCUACAGAAUCUCACAGCUCCUGUCGAUUCUUUAACACAGCUGUCGUCCUCGUCAUCAGUUCAAAGUCCAUAUGGUCCGGCCUGGGAUAUGCUGUGGCUUGGUACAUGUGCGAAUCCGCCUGCUCCAAAUGGUACUCUGUGGUACGAUGACCUUGAUGGUCGGCGGCAUGCACUCUGGUACGCAGACGGAGGCUUAGCUUGCACUUGGGGAUAUGCAGUAACAUUGGAAAGCGCAAGAAUGUUGCUUGGUUUCAGUCUGGACCUCAGUGAAGCCUACGAUUUGCAUAUAAGUUCAUUCUGCGAGACACACAACUGUGCAAUUGUUUGGCCCCCUCUCAUCGCCAAUCAUAGGCCUGCUGGCUCACGACGCAAAUUCUCAGACGUUCAACAAGAAACACUCGACUCGAGCGACGUCACGGUCGAGGCAGAAAGUCGUGGCAUUGUUCAUUCUGCGAUCUUGGACAUGCUGAGCAGAAUUUCACCUAAGAAAUUCAGCGCGAAAAGAUAA
This is a messenger RNA of Bacidia gigantensis, 1017 nucleotides long. RefSeq lists its product as uncharacterized. The record is from RefSeq and is a predicted model, not a curated record. Bases 1 to 1017 code for a protein of 338 amino acids. The transcript has a single exon. Lineage: Eukaryota; Fungi; Ascomycota; Lecanoromycetes; Lecanorales; Ramalinaceae.